Molecule: messenger RNA, 4830 nt
Organism: Arabidopsis arenosa
Lineage: Eukaryota; Viridiplantae; Streptophyta; Magnoliopsida; Brassicales; Brassicaceae
Source: the annotation of a GenBank genome assembly
CCCAAAACUUUCCGAUUGCAAUCUCUGGUUAUGUUAAUGAGAGAGCGGAUUCGCGAUUCUCUACCUCGACGAUCGUCGUCAUCUUCUCCGACGAGUCACCGUGACGGAAACGAGUCUAGCGUGAUUAAACCCGGUGAUGUGUCAAACCGUUCCGAUCAAAUCGAUGUGGUUUCUCACGGAGUCGAGUACCGGGAACAAGAUAUUGAUGGUACUCGGAGAGAUUCUGAUCUGUACGACGUAGAGAUUCAAAGACGCACUGGAUUUUCUAAUAAGAACCGACGAGAAGAAGAAGAGAGAGACGAUGAACGUUAUGUGAAACAUUUUCAUCUUCAGGAAGAUUCCGGUAAACGUUAUGCGGAAUCAUCGAGAGUCAUCACAUCGCAUAAUCAUUCGAGAUUGAGUGACGAACCUAAGCCCUCUAGAUUCAUCACAUCGCAUGAUGAUGAGUAUUCUCCAUCUCAUGGGAAGAAUGUGUUGCUAAGGAACGAUGAAACUAGACGAUUGGAAUCGAUUUCUCGCGAGUUUAGUGAUUCAUCUCGUCAUAGUGAAGAUGGUAGAGAUAGAGAUACUGUUAGAUAUGAAUCAUCACCUCUGUCACAAGUAGGGUCUAGUUUUGCUGAUUUCCAAGAUGAAAGCUCUAGGCUUGUAAGUGUAGAUUCUAGAUCUUUCGGUCGUGUGAAUGAUUCCGAUGAAAGAAGAAGACAUGAUUGUAAUGGGAAUAUUUGUGCUUCCCAGGUUUUACAGGCUACACUUGUCGAUGAUCAACAAGGGAAUUCCUUUUAUAAGCGUGGAGACCAUGAUUCACCAAUUGUGAGCAGGUGUGGCAAAGAGAUUGUGGAUGAAUCUCGCAAUAAUUAUCAUAUAGGCUCUGAAAUAGCAAUGAGAGAGUUUCCUAGUGUUAGGCAUGAUGUCAAUAAUGUGGCUAGAGAGAGUGAUCUUCUUAUGCAAACGAGAGGAUCUUUAUCAAAAUCCCAUGUCUGUGGUUCAAAUAAAGCUGAUGUUGAUGUGGCCGAUACCCAUCUUGAUUUUUGCAGGAAAGAGAGGAUGGCUGACCAUUAUGAGUCUGUGAAGGAAGAUUAUCCUUUUGUGGAGUUGGGAUCAAGAGUGGUGAAUGAACGAGAUGAUAAGGAUGAUCACUACAGGAACUUCUGUAAUGAAGAAAGGAAGGUUGUUUAUUUGGAUAACAAAUGUCAACCACUGAGAAAGGAUUAUCAAUAUGAUGGUGUUAACAGUAGAAAGAAUCUUGAUUUCUGUGAACCAUAUGCUGUCGUAGAUCAAGAUGAUAAAGCUUUACAGAGCAUAGCUCGCUGCUUAAAUAAAGAAAGGGAAGCAUAUUUGGAUAAUGAGAGAAAUGCUGUUUUUUCAGAUGAUAAAAGACGGGAACUGAGAAACGAGUAUCACUGUGGCAAUGACGGUAGGAUGCAUUCUGAGGUAGAUAGGACAGAUAUUUUGGUAGAUCAGGAUGAAAGAGGAGUGAAGCUUCAACGAGUAUGCUUAAACAAAGGAAAGGCAGCAUACUUGGAUAAUGAAAAGAAGGAUGUUUAUCGGAAUUACAAAAGCCGGCAACUGGAAAAAGUUUAUGACUCUCGGUCUGAUGCUAGGAUUUAUCCUGAUGUCAACAGAUUAGAUAUUCUGGUAGACCGGGAAUGGGAAGAUGCCAGAGGUUUAAGGUAUACAGGAGGAUCCUUAAAUGAUAGGAGGGAAGCAUAUUUACCUUGUGAAAGUCAGCAACUCCUAAAUGAUCAUGAAACUAACUCCUAUGGCAUGAUGCAUCCCGAUGUCAACAAAUCAGAUGUUCUGGUAGACCGGGAAGAUUCCAGAGGUCUUAGGUAUAGAGGAGUGUCCUUGAAUGAUAAAAAGGAAGCUUACUUGCAAUGUGAAAGCCAGCGACGCCUAAAUGAUCAUGAAACUGACUCUUAUGUCACGAUGCAUCCCGAUAUCAACAAAUCAGAUAUUCUGGUAGACCAUGAAGAUGCCAGAGGUCAGAAGUAUAGAGGAGUGCCCUUAAAUGAUAGAAAGAAAGCAUAUUUGCAACGUGAAAGCCAGCAACUCCUAAACGAUUAUGAAACUGACUCGUAUGUCAUGUUGCCUCCUGAUGUCAACAGAUCAGAUAUUCUAGUAGACCAUGAAGAUGCCAGAGGUCUAAGGUUUAAAGGAGUAUCCCUAAAUGAUCGAAAAGAAGCAUAUUUUCAAUGUGAAAGCCAGCAACGCCUAAAAGAUCAUGACACUAUCUCUUAUGGCAUGAUGCAUCCCAAUCUCAAUAAAUCAGAUAUUCUUAUAGACCGGGAAGAUGCCAGAGCACUUGAGCUUAGAAGAGUAUCCUUCGAUGAUGGAAAGGAAUCAUACAUGGAUUAUAGAAGGGGGGAUGCAUAUCCGCGUUACAAAAGCCAACAACUGAAGGAAGAUUAUGACUAUGGCAUUGAUGACAGGAUUUAUCGUGAUGUCAACUCUUCAGAUAUUAUUGUAAACCAUGGAGAUGCCAACGCACUAGAGCUUAGAAGAGUAGCCUUCCGUGAUAGAAAUGAAGCAUAUUUGGAUAAUGAAAGCAAGGAUGUUUAUCAGCAUUACAAAAAACAACCACUGAAGGACUAUGACUCUGGAAUUGAUGAAAGGAUGUAUGCUGCUGUCACCAAAUCAGAGACUGUGGUAGACCAAGGAGGUACUAGAGCUCUAGAGCGUAGAGGAGUAUCCUCGAAUGAUGGGAGGGAAGCCUAUUUGCACUAUGAAAGCCAGAAACUUCUAAGAGAUCAUGAAAUUGAUUCGUAUGGGAGGAUGCAUCCUGAUGUCAGUAGAUCAUCAGCUGGCAAGCAAGAUGAGGAAGCUCUUCGAGGCAGGAGAUAUCAUUUUGAUGACCGAGAUCAAGUCUACUUGGAUGAUGAGCGCUUGCAACAACGAAAUGGUGGUCAUGUUCAAGUUCAUGCCAAUAUGAGAUAUCCAGAUGGUAGAGAAGAGGUUUAUCAUUCAAAUGAUCCAAUACUGCGUACAAGAGAUGCUUAUGGUCUUAGAGACGACGCAAGUGAGCUUAUGCAUGAGAAUAUGGCUUAUGAUUACAACUACGGUGAUGCUAAGCAAUCAAGAAUGUCUUAUGAGAAGGCAGAUAGUGAAAGGUUCCGUGAACAUGAAGUAACGUAUGAUUACAGAGACAAGCUAGGGAACUAUGCAGUGGAUGGAGGAACAAGCAAAGACCAAUUCCGAUACUUAACUGAUGAAAGGAAUUUUGGUAAUGUUGAUCACACAUCAACUCCGCGCCGUCGAUUAUCUGCAAAAGAGCGUUUAGGUGGACGUGUCGAAGAAGAUUCACGUGUUCAUGUGAAACAUAGACUGCAUCAGGUUAGAAACCCAAAACUAAAAGAGAUGCGCUCUAAGGACAAAAUCUCCUACUUUUAUGAUGGGGAUGUGGGGAGCGUCUAUUUUGGUCCAAAUCACCCGAUGAAACCUCACAGGCUUUGUAUGACUCAUCAUCUUAUCCUUGCAUAUGGCCUCCAUAGCAAGAUGGAAGUUUAUCGUCCACACAAGGCAUAUCCUAUUGAGAUGGCUCAGUUCCAUUCUCCCGACUAUGUGGAGUUCCUGCAAAGAAUUAAUCCAGAAAAUCAGAACCUGUUCCCCAAUGAAAUGGCUAGAUAUAAUCUGGGAGAGGAUUGUCCUGUCUUUGAAGAUUUGUUUGAAUUUUGUCAAAUUUACGCCGGCGGAACCAUAGAUGCUGCACGCAGGUUAAACAACAAACUGUGUGACAUUGCUAUAAAUUGGGCGGGCGGGCUGCACCAUGCCAAAAAAUGUGAUGCAUCUGGGUUUUGUUACAUCAACGAUCUUGUACUAGGAAUUCUUGAGUUGUUAAAACACCAUCCCCGUGUGCUAUACAUAGAUAUAGAUGUUCAUCACGGUGAUGGAGUUGAAGAAGCUUUUUACUUCACUGACAGAGUAAUGACUGUUAGCUUUCAUAAGUUUGGGGAUAAGUUCUUUCCAGGGACAGGCGAUGUUAAGGAAAUAGGAGAAAGAGAAGGGAAAUUUUACGCCAUUAAUGUGCCGCUGAAGGAUGGAAUUGAUGACAGUAGUUUCAACCGUCUGUUCAGGACAAUAAUUUCCAAGGUUGUUGAGAUAUAUCAACCGGGUGCAAUUGUUCUUCAAUGUGGGGCAGAUUCACUGGCCAGGGAUCGACUAGGAUGCUUUAAUCUCUCUAUUGAUGGACAUGCCGAAUGUGUUAAAUUUGUGAAGAAGUUCAAUCUUCCCUUACUGGUUACAGGAGGUGGAGGAUACACAAAAGAGAAUGUAGCUCGGUGUUGGACAGUUGAGACUGGCAUUCUUUUGGACACAGAACUUCCUAAUGAGAUUCCUGAAAACGACUACAUAAAGUAUUUUGCGCCGGAUUUUUCUUUGAAGAUACCGGGUGGUCACAUUGAGAAUCUUAAUACCAAAUCAUACAUCAGUUCGAUCAAAGUGCAGAUUUUGGAAAAUUUGCGAUACAUUCAACACGCUCCAAGCGUGCAGAUGCAGGAGGUUCCACCGGAUUUCUACAUACCGGAUUUUGAUGAAGACGAACAAAACCCGGAUGAACGUGUGGAUCAGCGUUCGCGAGAUAAGCAGGUCCAAAGAGAUGAUGAAUAUUUCAAUGGGGACAAUGAUAACGAUGCUUCGUAACUUCGAUUCUUAGAACAGAAGACACUCCAUUGUUGUUUAUUUUUUGUUUGGUUAUGAGAAUUGUAAUGAUAACAACAUUUUAACGGCUAUUGGGCACCAAAACCACUACUGAUUGAUUCCAGCUUCUUCAUCUUUUUCUCUUGGUGUAUAUUAAUGGAGCUUUUCUUAUUCAUUACUUCGUCACUGUUACAGUUU